Messenger RNA from Quercus lobata, 408 nucleotides. RefSeq lists its product as uncharacterized. The coding region runs from base 1 to 408 and encodes 135 amino acids. NCBI's taxonomy places the organism in Eukaryota, Viridiplantae, Streptophyta, Magnoliopsida, Fagales, Fagaceae. The record is from RefSeq and is a predicted model, not a curated record. The transcript has 3 exons.
AUGGCUGAGAGUUUAGACGACAGUGAGUUUUGGCUCCCACCUAAGUUCCUCACUGACGAUGACUUAGCCAUGGAAAAGUAUGAAACGGAAACUCAUGAGGCCACGAAGGGUGGUCUUCUUUCUUUCGAGGUUUCAUAUAUGGGAUUUGGGUCUUUUGGAACUUCGUCGGAUCUCAAUUCUCUAGUUGAGUUCGUGGUCGGUUUGAGCGAAACAGAGAGUGACAAAAAGGACUAUCUCAUUGGCUUGACUCAUCAAAUGGCUCGCUCAACACUCAUUGACCUUGCUUUUUCGUCUGACAAGUCCAAGGCUUGGGUUGUGUUCGAUUCACCACAAUUGACCCUAUGUGGGUGUAGGCAGGGCUCGAGCAACGAAAGUUCGAACGGCCCUUCUCAGAUCUGUGCCCUUUGA